AUGAGGCUGUGUAACCGGGGUGUGAUGAUGCUGCUGACCACGGCGGGGGCUUUCUGCGCCUUCAGCCUCAUGACCAUCGCCGUGGGUACGGACUACUGGCUGUACUCCCGAGGGAUGUGCCGCUCCAAGAGCCAGAACGACAACGAGACCGUCCGCAAGAACGAGGAGGUCCUGACCCACUCCGGUCUGUGGAGGACCUGCUGCACCGAGGGGACAUUUCGAGGCGUCUGCAAGGACAUUGAUCACUUUGCUGAAGAUGGCGACUAUGAGCAGGAUGCUGCAGAGUAUUUACUACGAGCGGUACGAGCCUCCAGCCUCUUCCCCAUCCUCAGUGUGGGAUUGUUAUUUCUCGGAGGUGUGUGUGUAGCUGCCAGCGAGUUCUACAAGUCACGCUACAAUGUAAUCCUCAGUGCGGGUAUACUCUUUGUCUCUGCAGGUCUCAGUAACAUAAUUGGCAUCAUUGUGUACAUAUCAGCCAAUUCAGGUGACCCCAGCCAGAGCGACAACAAGAAGAGCUACUCCUACGGCUGGUCUUUUUACUUUGGAGCUCUGUCCUUUGUGCUGGCUGAGAUGGUGGGCGUCCUGGCAGUGCAUGUGUUCAUUGAAAAACACAGACAGCUGCGCACCAAAGGCCGGCCUUCUCUCAUAAAGCCGCCCAUCUCCCGCAGCUCAUCUUACUACCGCAAACGCUACUACCAGAACCGCUCCCGCCGAUACAGUUACAGGAGCAACCACAGUGCAGGGGACUCCUUUCGAGCAUCCAUGGUGCGAGACCGAGAGCCAUCCAUCUCCACUGAAUCCAAAGUCAUGGCAGGUUUGCCAACAUCAGUGACAGUGGGGUCAGAGUUCAUGCUCUACACCUUAGCCUCGCCUCUCAAAGACGGUAAGAUUGACAUGGCUGUGGAUGAUUUAACUACUGCAGCUGCUCACAACAACACAGACAUGCUGCCUGGAAACUGUGCUGCCAACAGAAGGACCACGCCUGUCUGA
Messenger RNA from Morone saxatilis (striped sea-bass), 990 nucleotides. It is a transcript of the gene cacng3a, whose product is annotated as voltage-dependent calcium channel gamma-3 subunit. Gene Ontology annotation, biological process: transmission of nerve impulse; neurotransmitter receptor internalization; regulation of AMPA receptor activity. Gene Ontology annotation, molecular function: channel regulator activity; voltage-gated calcium channel activity. The transcript has 4 exons. Lineage: Eukaryota; Metazoa; Chordata; Actinopteri; Moronidae. The record is from RefSeq and is a predicted model, not a curated record. Gene Ontology annotation, cellular component: AMPA glutamate receptor complex; postsynaptic density membrane. Bases 1 to 990 code for a protein of 329 amino acids.